Nylanderia fulva is the source of this 7554-nucleotide messenger RNA. The record is from RefSeq and is a predicted model, not a curated record. NCBI's taxonomy places the organism in Eukaryota, Metazoa, Arthropoda, Insecta, Hymenoptera, Formicidae.
AGACUGCGGCGGAGUUUUCUGCAAAGCUUCGCAACGUUUUAAGCGUCAAAAUCUAGUCGUUACGUUUAUUCCCGACGUUCGUCCGAUGACCGUCGAAUUUGAUUUAAUGAUAUGCGCAAAAUGACACGACACCGACACGAUCUUCUCGGGCGGCGAAACGACGAGUUUAUCGCUGAUCCCGCCAAGAAAAUUACGAGAAUUCUACUGUAAGACUGCGACGAUAAGCUGUGUGCUGCUACAAGUCGCAUCGUUGUUUCUCAGUGAUAUAUUAAUGCGUGCUGUUCCCAUUUGAUGUCAAAUAAUCGCCGCAAUAAUGUCAACGAUACAACCACCAUCAUCGUCGUCAUCUUCAUCCUAUCCGUUUGAAAAACCGCAAAGGAAGAAAAGAAUUUUCUCCGCACAUAUAUAUAUUCCUGUGGCAGAUGACGGUAGUUCGAAAUGGAUCGGAUAAAUAUCGUGCGGUCUCUAUAGAUAUAUAUAUAUAUAUAAAUAUAUAUAUAGUUUUAUAUGAGUGAGAACGCUUUAUAUAAAAAAAAUUUGCUUUGAGGAAUGAUGAUUAUAUUCAAUCGCCCUGAAUAAUUUUGCAAAUUUUUGUGUUCUCCAAAUAUUUUUUAAAUAUUGUGGUAGCGCACUUAUUCACGAUUUUUCUAUAAUUCUCUCACAUUUUUUUAUUAUAGUGAAUAUAUGAAAAUUAUGUAUACUUUUCUUUGCAAUAAGCAAAGCGAUAUAAAAUAUUCUUUGCAUUUGUUUUUACAUAUAAUAAUAUAAUUGAGGGCAUUUAUUUUCUUAGGAAAAAUCUUCGGCAUAAAAUUGUACUAAUUAUAAUAUAUCCGGUAUGAAAACAAAAAAAUGUGCAAAGCUAACAAAAGUGAAUACUAAAUGACGAAUUAAUCUUCAAGAAAACAUGUACUCUGACUUAACAUUGAGAAAUGCAAAUUUUAGAGUCUCGCUAUUUUUAAUUUUUGUAAAAAUAUAACACCAACUAUCACUGACAAGUGCAGAUGGAAGAGGAUGCGGCAAACUGAUACAACUAAAAACACAUUUCUCAGAAAGCAGUGCAUUUCACGCAUAAUAGAUGAUAUCGUUCGAAUUCGAUUAUUUCUGGAAUGUGUAAAAUAAUGAGAUUUUAUAUUCAGUUUUCAUUGUGUUUACGUCGCUGAUUAUUCGACAUUUCUUCAAUUUGCCGAUCAAAUAACUCGAGCACCAAAAUGCACAAUAAGACAUGUGAAUGCUCCAAUAAUGCGCGAGUAUACGAAUCAUGGAUUAUCAAUUAAAGCGCAAUGAUGGCGCUGUCGAUGUGAAGUAUAAUAAUAAAGUGAAGUUCAACCGGGUUGUUGGUGAAGAUGAUGUUCACCGGUGGCUCGCAUGCGAAGAGGAGAACCGCCAGCAGCAGCAGCGGAUAUGGAUCCUCCGGAAGGAAGUCCUCCGUGGACCAUCGGAAUCCUCCGAUACGCUGUGUAGGUGCCGAAGGAUAUACGUAUAGAACAAGAAUUCCGACGCUUUUGAAUUCUGUGGAAUCGUCACCGACAACCUCAACGCAAGGCAAGACUUAUGUCUACAGAACUAGAGUUCCUCGAAGGGAUUCCGCGGAAACGACGACGACACAGACGUCCACUCCGACGCGAGAGAAUAACGUCGGGCGUGCUAUCACGAAGAGAAGAGGAGCUGUUAAGCAUAACAAAGUACAUAUUGUACGAGGCCACAAACUUGUAGCUAAAUUCUUUCGACAACCGACAUUUUGCACCUUUUGCAAAGACUUUUUAUGGGGUUUCGGUAAACAAGGAUAUCAGUGCCAAGCGUGUCAAACCGCGGUGCAAAAAUGUCAUGACAAAUUACUAACUAAAUGUCCAGAGAGCGGGAGAGAAUCGGAAAAUACUAUAUACUUGAAAGAACGUUUCAAGAUAGACGUGCCUCAUAGAUUUCGAACUCACACUUUUAUGUCACCGACUUUCUGUGAUCAUUGUGGCUCGAUGCUGUAUGGAUUGUUUCGACAGGGUUUAAGAUGCGACGCCAGGAAUCGACUGCAACGCAACCGCCCGACCAUCAAGAUCAGGUCGCAGGCCUUGAAGGAUAAUCCGGUGUUGCGGGAGCACAAUGAAAAGCACGAGAAGUCGGUGGGCGAGCUCCUGAUGGAGAAGUUCUUUAUCAAGGACAAGAAGCUGAACGGCGACGGAGGUCAGCAACAGCAGGUGCGUCUGUACCACCAGGUCAAUCUGAAUCGUCAGGAGGAGCCCCAGGAGCAGGAGGAAGCCGUGCAGAGGCGAAUCACUCGCAGAUUCACGCGACGCAGAUCCUCCGCUGAUCUGCAGCUCAAUCCCGAACAGUUGCAGCGAAAGGCCACGUAUGCCCAGGUUCAAGCGAAGGUCCUGGACAGCCUCGUGGCCGAGGAGCAGGCUCAGAUCGAGAACGAGGUGCGACGUGGUACCCUGAUGAGAAAGGAGACCGGGAUCAGGAGCUCGAUCCACUCUUAUUACACCGAUUCCGAUGCGAUAAGUCAGGACGAGGAGGAGAAACAAGCUACAACGAGAAUAAGGAAAGCCGCGAAAACGAAGAGGAAGAAGAAGUCGGUUGUCGAUAAGCCUUGGCCAGGUGAUAACAGGCGAUCGUCGAGCAGCGACAUGUCCAUCGAUUCCGAGAUCGAAGAGGAGAGCAACGGACCGAAGCCUCAGAUGUACAAGAUUGAAGCUUGCAACAGCGCCGGGGAUUUUUCUACGAUCUGGGUGAACGCGGGUUCCGAAAACGAAAAGCGCAAAUCGAUGGUCGAGCAAUUCAGGGAGAGCGCGAAGGUCCCCACUCCCAGGAUUCUCGAAGCUGAGAUAGACGCUUCUCCGAAAAAUAGUACGGACGAAGCGGAGAUGCAAAUCGUGUUGCCUGUUCGAAAACCUUAUGCCUUGGAUUCUUCAAGGAACAGCGUAUAUUUGACAGUGAAGAAGCCUACGGAGAAACUGGACGAGAAGCUCGAGAAAAUCGAGAGUCUCGGUCAGGAAAUUCAACAAAGCGAAAAUCAAUUAAGCCUGACGAAUGGUUUUGUCGACGUGAAAAAUAAUGUUCCCAAAGAUAACGAAAAGCUGAAGAGCUUAACGAGUAAUAAAGAUUCACUGGAAUCGAACGACGAGGUAAAAACGACAAGUGACGCUAAGGAUUUGACGUCAAAUAAAGUCACAGACGAUUCUAAGCAACUGGAAACUUCAAAAAAUAACUCGGGCAUACCAAGUAAGAUGCCAAAAAUAAACAAUAGCGAUAUACGAAAAACUGAUCUGAAGCAAAGUGCAACGUUUCCGAAGACUGCCGAACCAAUUGUGAAUUCUAUACAAUCGAGCGCGUCAUCGGAGUUUAUUUCGCCGAAUAAAUUGUCAAAAAAUGUUAUCACGGAUCUGAAGAAAGAUAAGGGUCAAAAGAAUGAAAAUAAUUCGAUUAAUGUUACGAAAAAUCUGAAACUGUCGACCACCGAGACGCCGGAAUUUCUCAGUGCUAAGGAUUCCUUUCCCUCGAAGACGGAUAAACCCAUGCAGGAGGAAGAUAAACCAAAGAGCCUGGCGAUGUUACGUGAAGAUACCGUUGUCAUGAUCGAAGCCGACGAUAAUGCUAGGGAAAACAGCGCCAAUAGCGCGACGUGUCGUCUGCCAAAAGCGUCUAAAAUUAAUGCGGAUAGAAAUAAUGUCGUAGAAGCGCCAGAGCUUUCGUUACGAGACGCAGCACAGUACCUGGCAAAUCCACCUGAAAGUGUUGAGGAGGAGACUGUCACGUUGCCGGAAAAGAAGGUGAACAAAGCGUCGGGUUUGGCAAAGACCCCCUUCUUCAAACCCAAUAGCGUAGACACGAGCAAACCAGCUUCGGCCUCUAAAAUUGCCCCGAUUCGCGGCAACGAUGACACGGCCAAUUUGGUGACCGCAGAAACGACCUUGCUCAAGGAAAUGAACGGCGAAGUGCGUAAUAACGAUCGCAAUGAGGAACCAAAAUCGAUUACGACGGAUGUCAAACAGGAUCUGACGAAGACGCCCAGAAAUAAAAUAGAAAAACCAUUACGCAAGUUAUCCAUCAAAAAGACGACCGAUUCGCCCAAAGUCGACGCAGAAAUAAAUGCCACUGAAAAAUCAGCGCCGAAAGACUCGACCCCGUUGAAAAUUGAUGUUAAAAAAAUAAGUAGCGACGUGAAAAAAGACUCGUCCGACCUACCCAAUCUCAAAAACAAAGCGGCACCGAGACUCGAUGUUGCAAAACCCAAAGUUCCCUUUAAGAUGAAAAAUGUUCCGAAACCGGCUGUGAAUGAAGCCGAUAAGUUAAGCUCGAAAGUUAAGAAAGAGUCGGAUACGGUUGAAGUAGCAAAAAUUAACGACGACAAGCCGAUAUCGGUUCCCAAGAAAGACCUCGAUGAGCCGAAAAUCCUGAAGAAGACCAUCUUAAAUAAUUGCUUGUCGAAUAAUCUUCCCAAUCUGCAACAAUCUGUAUCCGUUGAUGAGAAAACUGGAGGCAAAAGUGUACCAAUUAAGAAGACAUUGGAACCCGCCAAACUUCUGAAUAAUAAAGCAACGGAUAAGAAGCCAGUGAUAGUCGAUGCGGGUUACGACAAGUCGCAGGAGAAAGGUGGGCAGCUAUCCAAGAGCGCUUCUACCGAAUCUAUUGAUUUUUGGAGCGAGAUCAAAGCGACGAGCGAUCCCGAAGAGAUUAAAUCGAAACGAGAAAGCGGAUUUCCCUCUCGCGAGCCUGCGAUUACCAAAGUCGACGAUUCAACGAACCCGAGCAAUUUAUUCAAUCAUACAUUGGUAAGAAAGAAGUCGGUGAUAGUGAAGAAACUUGACGAUAAGAAAGAUAAAGGAGAACUCGAUAAUUCUGUAGUUGAGCCUAGAAGCCUUAUUGCAGAGGAGAAAAAUGAAAAUAAGGAGAAAGUCGUUUUACAAUUUCCAAAAGUGAAGAAGGAGGAAGCUGUGAAACCCGUCAAAAUCACAGGGAAUGAGAAAAACGUGCCGAAGAUGCCGCUAAAGAAGAAGAAGAACCUUCCAACAGCAAUUGGUGCCAACAAGGACUCCGGAAUUAAGGACUCUGGAAUUAAGGACUCCGGAAUAAGGAGUUCAACCCUAAAGAAGGCUCCCUCGAAAAAUGACGAUUCCAAUUCGAUCUCGACGCAAUCCGACACGACUCCGGCAGCUUCGGAGGCAUCUCCUUCAAUCCCGGAAGUCAUGGUAUGUAUAAUAAAUAACUUGGGCGAGGAAUUUAAACUAGCCGAGGAACCUAAAGACCGCGAAAUCGACGAGGGGAACCUGAGUACUCCGACGAACGAGCCGGCUUCCGAUCUUUUCACCGGGAAAAUCUCCAAAUGGAGCAACCAGGACAAUCUGACGAACGCUGACGACGUGGAAACCCCGAUCGCGUCAGAGGACACCAGUUUGGUUCCCAGUCCUAAUCCCAGCAUCAAUUCGCAGUCUUUCAAGACGAAGCGUUCGGUGAAGAAGAAGAAGAAGCAGUCGUCGAGCAAGAAGGCUCCGUCCACGAAGAGCGAGAAGGAACCGAAAAGCCGUAACAGAGAAUCGACGAGUCAGCAGAACACGCUCGUUCCCGAAAAGCAGUUCCUGGGGAAACCUUUACCGAGAACGUCGCCCAGCACCAGCCCGAGGAAUUCGCCCUCGCAACGUCCGCUGGAUCUCAUCAGGAUGUUCUACACGACGCCGUCGGCGUUGCUGACAGCCACACCUAGAGAUCUCACCAAGAUUAGAAGAGCGAAGAUCAAGAGGAGGCGACAUCACUCGAAGGCGUCCUCCGUGAAUAGCGAUAGUACCGGAAGUACAACCAGUACCGCCACGACCGGGAGUACGAACGGAAGUGGGUCGACUUGCGUCGAACUGGAUGAAGAGUCCGAGCACAAGAGAAUGAACUCGACAAGAAGCAACGAUUCCGGAUUCGACGGUUCGCCCAGAAUCUUGAAUUGUGACAUGGCCUGCCAUAAGAAGUGCGAAAAGCUAACUGGAAAUCUAUGUGGAUUAAACCAAAAACUAGUUGCAGAAGCGUUGCAAGCUUUGAAAAGAGCGCCUUCGCAGUCAUCGGAUCACAAUCAACGAAACUCAGACAUCUCGGAUCGUUAUCCAAGUGGUCGAAUAACACCUCCAGCAACGAAUUUACCAAGGUUCAAGAAAUAUGCCGUCACAGAUUUUAAUUUCCUCAAAGUCUUGGGUAAAGGUAGCUUUGGUAAAGUCUUGUUAGCUGAAUUGUGCGGCACGGAAUGCGUAUACGCGGUGAAGUGUCUGAAGAAGGACGUUGUUCUCGAGGACGACGACGUCGAGUGCACGUUAAUCGAGAGGAAGGUUCUGACCUUGGCGACGAGACAUCCGUAUCUCUGCCAUCUGUUCUGCACCUUCCAGACCGAGUCCCACCUCUUCUUCGUUAUGGAGUACCUCAACGGGGGUGAUCUGAUGUUUCACAUACAAAAGUCCGGUCGAUUUGCCGAGUCGCGCGCACGUUUUUACGCCGCCGAGAUAUGGUCCGGACUGAGUUUUCUGCACAAAAAGGGCAUCGUUUAUCGGGACCUCAAGUUGGACAAUGUAUUACUCGACUUCGAAGGCCAUAUUCGAAUUGCGGAUUUCGGCAUGUGCAAGCUUCAAAUCUUUCUAGACAGAAUGGCCGAUACUUUUUGUGGUACACCAGAUUACAUGGCACCAGAAAUUAUAAAAGGACUUAAGUAUAAUCAUGCCGUGGAUUGGUGGUCAUAUGGUGUCCUGUUGUACGAAAUGUUAACCGGUCAAUCGCCAUUUUCCGGAUGCGAUGAGGACGAGCUAUUCUGGAGCAUUUGUAACGAACGACCGUUUAUACCUCGUUAUCUGAGUCAAGAGGCUACCGACAUACUCAUCUCUUUAUUGGAGAAGGAUUCUGGAAAAAGGCCGCCUGCUCACGAAAUUGCCAUGCACGCUUUUUUUCAGAGUUUGCCUUGGGAUCGGUUAGAGAGGAGGCAAUUGGAACCGCCAUUUAAGCCCGCGCUCGAUCAUACCUUGGACACAAAAUAUUUCGAUACAGCUUUUACAACUGAACGUCCAAGACUCACCCCGGUGCCCGAGCAGAUUUUGACUUCGAUGGAUCAAGAUGUUUUCCGCGGAUUCUCUUACACGAAUCCGAACGCGACAGACUGAUAUGUAUAUUAAGAGUGGAAAGAACGUGUUAUGUUAAUAAAUUUUUAACAGACCCAGCAAAAAUAUAGUCACUUUGACGUCAAAUUAUGUUAUUUUGACAUCAAAAUGAUAUCGUAAUAAUUAUUGUGACUAUAUGGGAGAUUAAUGUCUGUCAUUAAUUUUCUUGUUUCAUACGAAAACGAGAAAAAAGCUGUGUUAUGCUCUUUUGAGCUCGCACAUUAAAGUUACUAUUAUAAUAUAAUAAUGAGAUGCAACAUAUAAAUGAAUCACAUCUUAAAGACAUGUAUUUUGUCUUUAAACGAAUCACGAGGGAGGAAUAAUAUAUAACUAGAUAUUUAAAAAUAAACGUACAGGAUGACAGUUAUAGAAAAUGGCGCUAUAUUUGGGAACAAAUAAAUUAAAAUUAAAAACAUUAAAAUUUGACAAGGAAUCUGUAUGU